GUUUGCCCGCCGUCAAAUGUAAACAAAAAAAUCGUUGUUAAUCACGUCGUAUCCGCAUAGCAAGCAACUGAGUAAAUUUAAAGCAUAUUUUACGUGACAAAAGUAGUGUUUUUUCCUCAAUCGGCGAUAAAAAAGCGGAAAAAAUGGAUUCGGACGAUAAUUGCUUAGUUAUCGACGAGAGUAUGGACGUAGAUAUGGAGGUAACAUCGACAACACAAAGUCGUGCUGAAACUCCAGUUAGUGGAAUCGAAACCAGUAAAGAUAAGACUCCGCACGAAAAUUGGAUAAAUUCAUCGCACAAAUCAUCUGAAGAUGGUACUCCAAAGCAAAAAGAACGAAAUGCCGAUCGAAACAGAAAUAAAUCGACAUCAACACCGAGCAAGGACCGAAAACGCAGUAUGUCAAAGCGUUCCCACUACAUUCGUUUGACGCCAAAUGUGUUCCGAGAAAAAACAUUGAAUGUCACAGCCCAGAAGCACCAAUUGUACAACAUGCAAUUUUCGGUAAAAGGAAGCCUAUUGAUUGGAGAAACGCCAUCGGUUUAUCCCGCCCAAACGCCAUUUCCUGAUCUCAAUUUGACGCAAUUGUUGAAUUGGCCCGGCAUCAAAAUUAACAUUAGUCUCGAACAUUUCUCAUUCAAUCACGAGCUUAAGGAAAACUGUGUACGUGACAUUGUGUUUGGAGACGAGGUAAUGCUGAAUAUUGAUACACAAAAGAAUCCGGCUGAGACUCGAUACCUGCAAAAAGUGCCAUCAAGCAAAACAUAUGCAAUGGUAUGCAAAGAAAUGGUGGAAACGUAUGUGAAAUCGUUGAUGGAAGCCGCACCGUUAUACGAGGUUGGACCAUCCAAGUUGCCUGAAAUUGAAAAAUCUUUCCAGAAAAUACUCGAUAACAUCGCCACCGUACCAUUUGCAUCGAUUCAAACCCGAAUCACACACACACGUUUCCUAAAUGAACAAAAAUACUAUCGAGUGUUUGACAAUGACUCAGGCGCAGUUGCCGCUGCUGACAACAACAAUUUGAAGGUUAGGUUACGCGAAACCAUCAAUCCCGAAGCGAUUUUUUGGAUCCGUCGAUGCGAUUUUACAUUGGAUCAAAUUGAUGUUUGGUACGAUGCAAUUGACGAAUUUUUCGAAAAUAUUUUCGUGAAGAAAGGCGAUCGAAUCAAAGAGACAUUACGGGAUCGGUUCAAGAAGUGUCUCACCUUGAAGUGUGAAUCAUGCAACGAAAGUUUUGAAGGUGCACUGUGGGCCGUCAAACUGAAGGAUCACAUCAAGCAAAAACAUUUUGUCGACAAAGAAUGGACCUGUGUCAAAUGUAAGCGCUCAUGGGAACAGUUUGAACUACUUCAAAUGGGAUGGAAACACGAUUGCUCAUUCAACGACCACUAAUCAACACGUAAUACACCAACACAAUGUAUACAAACAAAAGUCAACAUUUGGAACAUUUUCAAUACCUCACACUUGAAUUUCAAAGAUCUGCUCAUUCGUUUAGGGACUAAAAGACUAAAAAACCAACAAAAAAAAAACAACCACACUUAUCGCAUAUAUAUAUUCAUAUUUAUCUUUUCAUGUUUCACAUUUUUUUCACACUUCAAGUUUACCUAAUUAAUAAAUUUACCUGACUUCAAAGAAUGAAACCAAAUCUAGGCGAUAUAUAUAUAUGUAUAAAGAAAACUUUGAAUUAAACGAAAUAAACUUAAAUUAAACUACAAAACAAAA
This is a messenger RNA of Sitodiplosis mosellana (orange wheat blossom midge), 1721 nucleotides long. RefSeq lists its product as uncharacterized. Lineage: Eukaryota; Metazoa; Arthropoda; Insecta; Diptera; Cecidomyiidae. The transcript is spliced from 2 exons. The coding region runs from base 144 to 1391 and encodes 415 amino acids. The record is from RefSeq and is a predicted model, not a curated record.